AUGCACUAUUAUGGAGAGCGGUACAAACAGCUGUACCUGCCGGGAUCAGGCUACAGCACCGAAAGCCUCCAGCAGUGCGUGCCCCAGCCCGAUGGGUGCAGCACCACGUGCCACCCGGUCAGCAUCAUCAAGAGCCCAAUGCCAACGUGGCAAAACUACAUGCAACCUUUCACUUACGUGUGCCCACAGCCGAGUGUGACCCAGGCGCCGCUGCUGGCGUGUCAGCCCUAUGUGCAGCAGCGUGUCCUGCUGUACCCCGAGUCCUGUGAGACCGCUUGCCUUCUGCCCUGCAGGAAGCCCAGCCUGAAGCUGAGCCCUAUGCAGGAUUUCCAGCCCUGCCAGCCCAGCCGCCUCGAGAAGAAACGCGUGGCCAAGAGCCUCCCACCGUGCGCGCCCAGGUGCCCGGAGCCGGGCAAACUCAGGUUCCCACCAUGUGGGAUCAAGUACUCGUCCUCGUGCAAGGAUGAAUGCAGGUCACACAGGAUCGCCAAGUGCUCAUCGCAGCGGUGCGGCGCGGAGCUGCGGUCCUCGCAGGGGAUGAAUGGCAGAUACUCUGCCCCACUGCAGGGUGUCACCGAGUGUCCCCCCCAGCAGUGUGUAACACAGUCUUUCCUGCAAGAAUACGUGGGGACGUUCCCCCAUCAGAGGUGCAUGAAGGGCUACCCAACGCAGGAGUACUGCGAAACCAAGUGCCCGCCGCAGCCACGGGUGCCCAAGUGCCCCCCUGGGCAGGGAGUCAAGGAGUGCUCCUUGGAGCAACGCACAGUAAAAUACUCGCUGCCGCAGAAGGGAGCCAAGCUCAAGAGUGCAUCGACGCAGCACCUAAGCAAGUCCAAGUGCCUGUACCCGUGUGCCACCCAGUGCUCAUCACAGGUUCACCAUUUCUCCCAGAUGUCCUUCGGUGGGGAUGCAGGACGGUGUUUCUACCCAUGCGAUGUGCGAUGCUCAGAGCCUUUUGCUACCAGCUGCAAUGAGCCGUGUGUUGUGUCCUGCGGCGCCUCCAGAGUCAUUAUAUACCCCCCUCCUGUUGUCGUGACCUUCCCCGGGCCCAUCCUCACCACGUGCCCGCAGGAGACGGUGGUGGGAAGCUCUGAAGUCCUGGAGGGAAGCUCACCAGCCCCACCGACCUCUUUGAGAGCAGAAAUCCUGCGCCCAGAGCCACCUGCAGAGAGAUUUGCCCCCAAAUAUGUGCCUGAGUGUGCACCGCGGAGCUCCUAUGUGUUUGCUUCCCGCUGGAUGCACCCUUGCAGUAGACCUGGCUACAGACGCUCCGAAACAUCCGAGAGCGAGAGGGAAGAGCAUGCACCAGAGGAGGAGAUGCCAAAAGCUGAAGAUACGGCUACAGAAAAUGAGGAUGAAGAGACCUCAGAAGAGUAA
Messenger RNA from Mesitornis unicolor (brown roatelo), 1377 nucleotides. RefSeq lists its product as uncharacterized. Bases 1 to 1377 code for a protein of 458 amino acids. Gene Ontology annotation, cellular component: intermediate filament. Gene Ontology annotation, molecular function: structural constituent of cytoskeleton. NCBI's taxonomy places the organism in Eukaryota, Metazoa, Chordata, Aves, Mesitornithiformes, Mesitornithidae. The record is from RefSeq and is a predicted model, not a curated record. The transcript has 3 exons.